CGCCUGCAAGGUGCUUGAACUCUAAGGACUUGACGGAGUCAUUGGACAUGGACUCAGUGGAUGAAUAAAUCACAGUCGAUAGCGAUAUUUUUUCCUGUCACUCAGUUUAUUGUUAUUUUUUGGUAAAAGUCCGAUGGACUGAGCAUUUUUACCCAAUAAUAUACACGCACAGAGGAAUGAAUGAAUAGCUUAUUGUUUCGGAUAAUUUAGACAGGGCUUGGAAAUCUCACAAUGAGGCUGAAAUCAUCGAGGUUACGCUACAUAUUACUUCAAUUUAUCACCCUGUGUUUUUACACCCAAAUGACGAUGCAGUCCAUCUCUUUACCCAAUUUUAAGCACCAUGUAACAGAGCAGAGUCGUCUGUCGGACAGGAUGAGUCGGAGACUAACAAGGACUUAUCAGCUCUAUAGCCGGACUAGUGGUAAACAUGUACAAGUCCUGGGCAAUAAGAGAGUAAACGCCAACGGCGAGGAUGGAGAUAUUCAUGCUAAACUCGUUGUGGAAACCGACACAUUUGGAAGCCGGGUUCGAAUCAGAGGAGCAAAAACAGCCUACUACAUUUGCAUGAACAAGAGAGGCAAGCUUAUUGGACGGAGGAAGGGCCGUGGCAGGGACUGUAUAUUCACCGAGAUUGUUCUGGAAAAUAACUACACGGCUUUGCAGAACGCUAAGUACAAAGGCUGGUACAUGGCCUUCACACGCAAGGGUCGACCUAGGAAAGCCACGCAGACCCGGCAGCAUCAACGAGAGACCCAUUUCAUGAAACGUCUUCCUCGAGGACACCUGUUGACAGAACAGAAGACUUUUGAUUUAAUCCCAUAUCCUUCAAACAAGAGGACUAAGCACCAUCAGCGCACACGCGUGAAUUGAGGGCAGAAUUGUAACAUACAUCAGAGUGCUAUCUUAAUUUGAGUUUAUCUAAUCUAUGUGCAUCCAGAGUUACUGGACAUCACGCCGAACUGAUGAUGUGUAAAAAUGUAGGAGUCUACACAGGCUCAGAUCUGAGAUGAAUCACAGUAUGAAAGACAGUCUGUUCUGGGAUAAUUACUGAACUGUUGACUGAACAGAGGACACUGUAAGCCUUGUAGUAAUGAGCAACACAUUUCUGGGAAUGAAGGAAGACAACAGAACACACAACACAUAUUCAGGUGCUUCUCAAUAAAUUAGAAUGUCGUGGAAAAGUUAAUUUAUUUCAGUAAUUCAACUCAAAUUGUGAAACUUGUGAUAAAUAAAUUCAGUGCACACAGACUGAAGUAGUUUAAGUCUUCGGUUCAUUUAAUUGUGAUGAUUUUGGCUCACAUUUAACAAAAACCCACCAAUUCACUAUCUCAACUAACUAGAAAAAUCAUUUUUAGUUAACUGUUGGCCAUCUGGAAAGUAUGUUCAUUUACUGUACAUGUACUCAGUACUUGGUAGAGCUCUUUUUGCUUUAAUUACUGCCUCAAUUCUGUGUGGAGGUUAUCAGUUUGUG
This is a messenger RNA of Carassius gibelio (silver crucian carp), 1471 nucleotides long. Its product is annotated as fibroblast growth factor 8b-like. Gene Ontology annotation, biological process: positive regulation of cell population proliferation; dorsal/ventral pattern formation; heart morphogenesis. The coding region runs from base 232 to 870 and encodes 212 amino acids. The transcript is spliced from 5 exons. Lineage: Eukaryota; Metazoa; Chordata; Actinopteri; Cypriniformes; Cyprinidae. The record is from RefSeq and is a predicted model, not a curated record. Gene Ontology annotation, cellular component: cytoplasm. Gene Ontology annotation, molecular function: growth factor activity; type 1 fibroblast growth factor receptor binding; type 2 fibroblast growth factor receptor binding.